ACUGUCCUGCCUACAUCAUUAAUUGACUAUCAACAAAGUACAAACUUCUGUAGGCAUGUGAUGCUGCUCAUUAACAGAUGAAAAUAAACAGCAGGUCUUCAGUACGAACGUUGAUAAACCGUGAAAAAUACCUUGUACUUCCGGUAUUUAUAAUAUUUUUCCUACCAUAGAUCAAUGGUAAAUAAUCAUUUCCACACCAUACUGUAACAACAUAUUACAAACAAGUUACGAGCAACAAGGCUGAUUAUACAUUAUUAUUCAAUUAUCGAAGGCUGUAAACUACAGGAAAAUGUCUCAAUUUAUGAAACAAAUUUUUAAGAAUAAAAAUGCUCAAGUUUCUCUACAAAGUCUUCCCAUAAAGAAUAUUCAAUCUCGCUAUUUGAAUUUAUUAGAAUGUCACAGCAAAGACUUACUUCAUCGUCAUGGAGUGGCAGUGCAAAAGUUUAAAAUUGUUGAAAAUGCUGAUGAAACAAAUGAUAUAUUGAAAUCUUUCAAUGUCAACGAGUAUGUUUUAAAAGCUCAAGUCUUAGCCGGUGGAAGAGGAAAAGGUCACUUUAGUAAUGGAUUUAAAGGAGGUGUUCACGUUACAAAAGACCAAACAAAAAUUUAUGAUAUAUUAAAAAAUAUGUUGGGAUACAAUUUAAUUACAAAGCAAACUCCGAAGGAUGGUAUACUAGUAAAUAAAGUCAUGGUAGCCGAGUCGGUUGACAUAAAGCGUGAAACUUAUUUUUGUAUAUUAAUGGAUAGAAGUGAAAACGGUCCUGUACUCAUAGCAUCUCCAGCGGGAGGCAUGGAUAUCGAAGAUGUAGCUGUCAAUUCCCCUGAAUUAAUAAAAAAAAUUCCUAUUGAUAUAUACGAGGGUAUUACAGAUGAAAAAGCAUUGGACGUAGCAAAAUUCUUAAACUUUGAAGGGCCACUGUUAAGCAAAGCUGCAUAUGAAAUCAAAAGGCUAUGGGAAUUCUUUUUAGCUGUGGAUGCUGUUCAAAUAGAAAUAAAUCCGUUAGUUGAGACGUCUGAUAACCAAGUCGUAUGUGUCGACGCUAAAAUUCAAUUUGAUGACAACAGCGAGUUCAAACACAAAGACAUAUUCAAAUUAGACGAUACUAGUGAAUCAGAUCCUCGGGAAGUUCUAGCUCAUAAACACAAUUUGAACUAUAUUGGCAUGGACGGAAAUAUUGGAUGUUUGGUGAACGGUGCUGGUCUUGCAAUGGCGACUAUGGAUAUUAUAAAACUGCAUGGAGGCGAGCCGGCCAACUUCUUAGAUGUCGGUGGAAAUGUCAAUGAAAGUCAAGUGUAUGAAGCUUUCAACCUUUUGACAUUGGACUCGUCUGUGAAAGCUAUUUUAGUGAAUGUUUUCGGAGGAAUUGUAAACUGUGCAACUAUUGCUCAAGGUUUAAUAAAUGCUUCAAAAAAAUUAAACAUGACUGUCCCCUUAGUAGUUAGAUUAGAGGGAACAAAUGUCAAUGCUGGAAAGAAGCUUUUAGAAGACUCGGGGCUGCUCAUUCAGUUUGCAUCAAAUUUAGACGAAGCUGCGAAAAAAGCAAUUUCAUCUCUACACAAAUAAAAAUCUCAAAUAAUCGUAAAACAUUUAAUUUUUGUAUUUUAAAAAUCUUGUUGUACUAUUUUUUUUUUAGCAUGGUUAGUGGUUUAAAGUAUGAAGUAUUUAUAUUUUUUAAUUGAUUUCCAAAAUUGUCGGAAAAAAUAUAAUUAUGGGAAGAAUAAAUUAAAAUUAAAAAUAUUAUGUUGAUGUUAAGUAAAAAUAUGAUUAAGUUUUAUUUGGAAGAUUUCACAAUAAAUUGGAAAUCAGGGAAGAAUGUUUCUCUUAUAACAGUGGCAACAUUAA
Messenger RNA from Adelges cooleyi (spruce gall adelgid), 1843 nucleotides. It is a transcript of the gene ScsbetaG, whose product is annotated as succinate--CoA ligase [GDP-forming] subunit beta, mitochondrial. The record is from RefSeq and is a predicted model, not a curated record. Gene Ontology annotation, molecular function: ATP binding; succinate-CoA ligase (GDP-forming) activity. Gene Ontology annotation, biological process: tricarboxylic acid cycle; succinyl-CoA metabolic process. NCBI's taxonomy places the organism in Eukaryota, Metazoa, Arthropoda, Insecta, Hemiptera, Adelgidae. The coding region runs from base 290 to 1564 and encodes 424 amino acids. Gene Ontology annotation, cellular component: mitochondrion; succinate-CoA ligase complex. The transcript is spliced from 10 exons.